This is a messenger RNA of Ctenopharyngodon idella (grass carp), 3381 nucleotides long. RefSeq names its product synaptotagmin binding, cytoplasmic RNA interacting protein, like (gene syncripl). The transcript is spliced from 14 exons. NCBI's taxonomy places the organism in Eukaryota, Metazoa, Chordata, Actinopteri, Cypriniformes, Xenocyprididae. Gene Ontology annotation, biological process: CRD-mediated mRNA stabilization. Bases 321 to 2030 code for a protein of 569 amino acids. Gene Ontology annotation, cellular component: CRD-mediated mRNA stability complex; nucleus; ribonucleoprotein complex. Gene Ontology annotation, molecular function: mRNA 5'-UTR binding. The record is from RefSeq and is a predicted model, not a curated record.
CAUCAGACCUAUUGAAAAGAGUGAGAUAGCAGACACGGCGGGAUUUGGCCACUUUAUCUUCUUUCAGUACAUUUCUCUCUGGAUUUAUCCCAACAUAAUCCAAGAUAUUAACUGACAGAAGGACUUUAUUAACCCCUGGAGCCGUGUGGAUUGCGUUUAUGAUGGAUGGAUGCACUUUCUUCAGCUUCAUACUCGUUGCUCCCAUUCACUGCCAUUAUAAAGCUCGGAUGCGUCAGGAUAUUUAUUAAUAUAUCUCCGAUUGUGUUCAUCAGAAAGAAGAAAGUCAUAUACACCUAGGAUGGCUUGAGGGUCACGGAGACAUGGCCACGGAGCAUAUAAAUGGAAAUGGUACGGAUGAACCAGUGGAGUCUUCAGCUGCGGUUACCCAUUCAGAGCACUUCCAGACACUACUAGACGCGGGCUUACCUAGACAAGUUGCAGUCAAACUAGACGAGAUUUACAUAGCAGGGCUCGUGUCUCACAGCGAUCUCGAUGAUCGGGCGAUUGAAGCGCUGAAAGAGUUCAAUGAAGAAGGUGCGCUGCAAGUUCUCCUGCAGUUUAAAGACAGCGACCUGUCGCAUGUUCAGAAUAAAAGUGCCUUCCUCUGCGGCGUGAUGAAGACAUACAGACAGAGGGAGAAACAGGGGACCAAAGUGUCAGACUCCACUAAAGGACCAGAUGAGGCCAAAAUCAAAGCUUUGCUCGAAAGAACUGGCUAUACGCUUGAUGUGACGACAGGCCAGCGCAAGUAUGGUGGUCCUCCUCCAGGGUCGACCCAUGCCGGAGUACAGCCCACCGUCGGCACAGAGAUUUUUGUGGGAAAGAUCCCAAGAGAUCUGUUUGAAGAUGAGCUGGUCCCUCUGUUUGAGAAAGCUGGGCCUAUAUGGGAUCUGCGUCUGAUGAUGGACCCCCUCAGCGGGCUGAACAGAGGAUACGCCUUCGUCACUUUCUGCACUAAAGAGGCUGCGCAGGAAGCGGUCAAACUUUGUAACAACAACGAAAUUCGACCUGGCAAACACAUCGGCGUAUGCAUCUCUGUUGCCAACAAUCGUCUUUUUGUGGGGUCCAUCCCUAAGAGCAAAACUAAGGACCAGAUCGUGGAGGAGUUUGCCAAAGUUACUGAGGGCUUGAAUGACGUCAUCUUAUAUCACCAGCCUGAUGACAAAAAGAAGAAUCGAGGCUUCUGCUUCUUGGAGUACGAGGAUCAUAAAACGGCAGCCCAGGCGCGACGUAGGUUAAUGAGUGGCAAAGUGAAGGUUUGGGGGAAUGUGGUGACGGUAGAAUGGGCUGAUCCCAUAGAAGACCCCGACCCUGAAGUCAUGGCCAAGGUCAAAGUCCUUUUUGUAAGAAACCUGGCAAGCACAGUAACGGAAGAACAUCUCGAGAAGACAUUCUGCCAGUUUGGCAAACUGGAAAGGGUUAAAAAGCUUAAAGACUACGCCUUCAUCCACUUCGAGGAGAGAGAUGGUGCUGUUAAGGCUCUAGCUGAAAUGCAUGGGAAGGAUUUGGAAGGGGAACAAAUUGAAAUUGUCUUUGCAAAGCCACCUGAUCAGAAGAGGAAAGAGCGAAAGGCCCAGAGACAAGCUGCUAAAACUCAAAUGUAUGAUGAGUAUUAUUACUACGGCCCACCGCAUAUGCACGCCCCGACAAGAGUGAGAGGACGAGGACCUCGAGGAGGUUAUUCGUAUCCCCAUGACUAUUACAGCUAUGAAGAUUAUUAUGAUUACUAUGGCUAUGACUAUCACAACUACCGAGGCGGAUACGACGACCCCUACUACGGCUACGAUGACUUUCAAGCUCACGUUAGAGGAAGAGGCAACAGAGGAGCCCGUGGCCCCACACUGUCCAGAGGCCGUGGCUCAACCAAUACCCGAGGACGGGCCGGUUUCUCUCAGCGCAUUGGUCCGGGAUCCAGCCGAGGCGGCCGAGGCUCCAGAGGAGGCGUCCAGCAGAGAUGUCGAGUGGCACCUUGUGGACGAAAUGGACCAAAGGGAAAGGGGGUCGAGGCUGGUCCUGACCAGGUAGUAUGAAGACUGACUUGUUGUUGGGGUUACACCGGAUGCUACCAGUGUUCAUAAGGUUAAAGCAAACUCAAUGAUAUUCCAGCCUGUAUUGAAGCAUAUCUCCUGUACUGCCACUCCCAAAAAAACCAUAAGAGUUCAAACAAAAUCCCCAACUUGCAGUUUUCACAUUCGGAGCCCGUCUAAAUAAAUGAACUCGCUACUGCCCCCGGUUACAUAGUCCACGCCUAAACAUGACACAUUUUGGGACUGAAGUUCAGACUCUCAAGGAUACCAAUACGUCAGAUGUGUUUUGCACUUUUUUUUUUUUUUUUUUUUUUUUUUUUUUUUUACUCCUGCGUUUGAAGUGGCUCAAAGGAGCUUGAUGCUGAUGUAUAUUUUUGUGCUAACUACAAUUUUUUUUUUUUUUUUGUGGGAAUGUCCAUGUUAACCUAAAACGUUUGGAUUCUGGUAGAGAACAUCUGCGGGUUUUUGGUGUAACCGCCUCACAUGGACAAGUCAGGCAUUCCAGGAACGUGGUUCUUUUCAGAACUUGUCUUUUUAAGGGUCGGUUAACUACCUCAGUAGAGAGGAUUCAACUACCCUGCCUGUACUGUAAAUAGGGACACUUACAAAAAAAAAAAAAACAAAAACAAAAAAGCAUAGGAGCAGGGCUUGUUUCUUAUGAAAUAUGCACAAGGGCAGCAGCUCAGCAGAUAUUCUUAAUGUAAUAUAGUCAAUCUGCUGCUGCUCUGACAUUGCAAACAGUAAAACUGGGCAUGCAAAUGAAUCUCAUAUGAUGAGCUGGAACAAGCCCUGCUUUUAUUCCCUUUCAACUGAAUUAGCUGCCUUGCUUCUUCAGAUUAUGUAGUUACUGGGUGUAUGAUUGUAUGAUAGUUUGGAAUAAAAUGUUACUUUUGUAUUGGCUUAAACAUCACAAAUGCAUCCGCUGCAUUUGCUAAGCCCUGCAGUGUCCUUUUUUCUGUCAGUUCUCAUGAACACCAGUUCAAUGAAUUAUGUAGGUUUUAUAAUCAAUCAUGACUAUUUUCAAACGAUCGAUAUUAAUGCUUGCCACUUUCCUGUGGUUGCGAUCACAGGCAAGAGAUGAACUCAUUUCUGUAGAAAAAAGGACACUGCAGCUUCAGUUUAUAUUCCAUAUAUAGCAAGCAGGUGACCGAACCAUUCAACCGGUUUUGUACACAGUUAACUCCCUCUCGAUAAAGCUGUAACAUUGCAACCUUUUGAAAAGAUGUGAGCAGUUUUAAACUAUUGUUGGUGGCCAACAACGUUUUUGCAUUCCAGCAAAUAAAUUGUUUUAUACUGUAAAAUGAGGUGAGUGUAACUUAUUUUUGUAAUAAAGGUUUUGAAUUCUAUCUUACAA